Messenger RNA from Delphinapterus leucas (beluga whale), 2529 nucleotides. RefSeq names its product threonine synthase like 2 (gene THNSL2). Gene Ontology annotation, biological process: dephosphorylation; 2-oxobutyrate biosynthetic process. The record is from RefSeq and is a predicted model, not a curated record. Gene Ontology annotation, molecular function: pyridoxal phosphate binding. NCBI's taxonomy places the organism in Eukaryota, Metazoa, Chordata, Mammalia, Artiodactyla, Monodontidae.
CGUCCGGAACCGGGCACUCCCGCCGCGCCCGAUCCGCCUCCCGGGCCGCGCCCCGCCACUCCCGGAGCCUGGCACCAGGCCUCCAGGAUCAUGUGGUACGUCAGUACUCGAGGGAUGGCCCCACGGGUUGACUUUGAAGGGGCCCUUUUCUCUGGCUAUGCUCCGGAUGGGGGCCUCUACAUGCCCGAGAAGCUGCCUCAGCUGGACAGAGACACCCUGCGUCAGUGGAGUGUGGUCUCCUACCCCAGCCUGGUGAAGGAGCUGUGUAGCCUCUUCAUUGGCCCCGAGCUCAUUCCAAGAGAUGACUUAAAUGAUCUGAUCGACCGAGCCUUCAGCAGAUUCCGACACAAAGAGGUGGUCCAUCUAUCCAGACUGAAGAAUGGGCUGAACGUGCUGGAGCUGUGGCAUGGGGUCACCUACGCGUUUAAGGACCUGUCCCUGUGCUGUGCAACACAGUUCCUGCAGUACUUCCUGGAGAAGAGGAAGAAGCACAUCACCGUGGUUGUAGGAACUUCUGGGGACACAGGGAGUGCUGCUAUCGAGAGUGUUCAGGGGGCAGAGAACGUGGACAUCAUUGUUCUGCUGCCCAAAGGUCGCUGCACAAAGAUUCAGGAGCUCCAGAUGACGACAGUGCUGAGAGAGAAUGUCCACGUGUUUGGAGCGGAGGGGAGCAGCGAUGAGCUGGACGAGCCCAUCAGGGCCGUGUUUGCCGACGUGGCCUUUGUCAAGGAGCACAGUCUGAUGAGUCUGAGUUCCAUCAACUGGUCCCGGGUCCUCGUGCAAAUGGCCCACCACUUCUUCGCUUAUUUCCGGUGUGCACCAACCUUAGACUUGCACCCACCGCCCCCCGUGGAGGUGGUUGUACCUUCGGGGGGUGCCGGUAGCCUCGCAGCUGGGUUCAUCGCUCAGAAAAUGGGCCUGCCCAUCCACCUGGUCGCGGCAGUGAACUACAAUGACAUCAUCCACAGGACCAUCCAGCGGGGAGACUUCUCUCUGUCUGAGGCCGUCAAACCAACCUUGGCAUCAGCUAUGGACAUUCAGGUGCCGUACAACAUGGAGAGGAUCUUCUGGCUGCUAUCUGGCUCUGACAGCCAGGUGACAAGAGCCCUCAUGGAGCAGUUUGAAAGGACCCGAAGUGUGAGUCUACCCAAGGAAUUGCACAGCAAGCUUUCAGAGGCAGUAAUUUCUCAGUCAGUGUCAGACGAGGCCAUCACCCAGACCAUGGGCCGCUGCUGGGAAGAGAACCAGUACUUGCUGUGCCCUCACUCGGCCGUGGCUGUGAGCUACCAUUACCAGCAGGUGGACAGGAGGCAGCCCAGCCCUCCCCGCUGUUGUCUGGCUCCCGCCUCCGCAGCCAAGUUCCCGGAGGCCGUGCUGGCUGCUGGGCUGACCCCGGAGACUCCUGCGGAGAUCCUCGCCCUGGAGCACAAGGAGGCGCGCUGUACCCCGAUGCGGAAGGGUGACGACUGGACACGGAUGCUUCGGGGCCUGAUUGAGGACCUGAGCCGGCAGCGGCAGGGGCGCUUCCGGAACGCGCCGGCAUAGCCAGGCUGGAGCUGGCUUCCUUUAGGCUUCGGACCCUGGGAGGUGUCCCCUCUGAGCUGCCUGGUGCACCUUCUCUCCAUGCUUCGGACCCUGGGAGGUGUCCCCUCUGAGCUGCCUUGUGCACUUUCUCCCCAUGCAGGUGCAGGAGUUUCUCAGGGGGCUGCCCAGCUGGGUCUGGAGCCAGCGGGCUGUGCGCUGUUCCCUGGCUGCUCUGUGCUCUCACCGUGGCUGGCUGGCCGUGUUGGGCCUGGUCACCGGGGAGGCGGGGAGGGAGUCGUGGAUGAUUGCUGGGGGUGCACCCCCAGGGCCAGACAGUGCAGGAACAUCACUGCUUCCUGUGAAACUUUCAGGGCCUGCAAAUGAAAGGUCUGGGGCUCAGGGGCAACCUUGGCUCCAAGAUUUUGGACCCCCAGAUCCUAAAACCUGUGCAGGUGGGGCCCGCUGCCUCCAUUACCACAGGUCUGGCUCUGAGCCUUAGUUUAUCUGGUCCCCAGGUCAGAUCCAGAGGUCUUGGCCACAGGGCUUCCACCCUGUCAAACGUUGGGAAUCCCUGGAAUAAAAGUGCAGGUUCAGUGCGAUGGUGACUCUGCGUGCCCUGUGGGCAGAGCCCAGUGCCUCUCAGGUGGUGAUGGUGGUGCCAUGGUGUCCCUCAUCCAUCUGCUGCCCCAGGUUGCCAGCAGGGCAGGUGGCACAGGAGUUGAGGUUCAGGAUCACCAGAUCCAGGCCAUGUAGGAAAGCAGGGGCCUCAAACUAGGUCAAGUUGCCCUGUUGCUCAUGUACCAGGUUCACCAUCCUUAUUAAACGAAGUCAUGAUCAUAGCAGCGAGAAGCAAUGGUCCCUCUUUAAACACUAAAUAAAGUCCAAAUGCCUACAUUUCCACAGGUACCUCCAUAAUCACGCUGCUUCAGAGAAGUCAAGUUGUUCUUUCCACUGAAGACACGACUGACGCUCUCCCCUCUCCAUGCCUUUGACCCUACACUUGCC